AUGGACCGUGCCAAUCCCCGCAGCCCUGCAGUCAUCCGCUUUCGCCCCCCGGUGCGCAGCUACCCUGAGCAGCCCAGCUACCCUGAGCAGCCCAGCUACCCUGAGCAACUUCCAUUGCCCGGUGCUCCCAGCUCUUUCAAUUGGUCCCCCAGUUCCCAACUUUCACCAACGACACUUUCCCCAACUUCACCAGCAGCUGCUUCCAGCCCGGGGAAACCAUCCAGGUUGCUUGGGUCCCCCGUGUCUUCGGGAUGGCAACCCACCCUGGCUCCGGUGGGGUUCCGGCCACGGCCGACCCCGGGCUGCCUCUGGCAGCGCCCCGUGCCGACGGCGCCGCAGCACGAGGAUCCUCCGGCGGCGCCCCCAGAGAGCGACGGUAGCGAAAGCGGGGCGGAUGCGCCGGAGGAGGCAUCAGUGAAGCCUCCACCACGAAGAGCUCCCGGCAAGGCCGUCCCGCUGCGCCCGGCACCUGCUGCGAUCGAGCCGGAAGCGCUGCCCGAGUCGACGCGGUCGACGCCACAGAAAGUGCCGCAGCCAGCGCCGAAAGUGCGAAGCACUGCAGCUGCACCUGGAACAAUUUCAGCGGCGCUGGAUCCGCCCAGCUCUGACUCGGAUUCGUCGAAUGACGCGCCAGAAGCCCCGCCGGAGGAGCCCAAGAAGCCCAAGGUGAGUUUGCGGAAACCGUUGACGAAGAAGCCCUCCAAGGUGGAAAGCAAAACGGUGGAGGCAUCCAACAAAGAAAAGAAGGUCACCAUUGCGGCUGAGGAAACCAAAACAACGACUCCGCCUGCCACGCCUGUCCCUGCGACACCUGCGACACCUGCGACACCUGCGACACCUGCGACACCUGGAAGCGCCAAGAGCUUUCUGUCAGACUCUGAGGAGGAAGAUGUGGCACCGGCGGACCGCGAGAUCCUUCCUGGUGAAGGCAGCGUCGCCACGCGUCUGCCGCGCGUGCGCGCCGCGGGGAGGCGGAGGGACGAUGCCACCCACGAGGCAAUCCUACAAAGCGCCGCGAUGGCGCAGGUCGAGGAACCUGAGCCGGAAGUGGCGCUGGAAUCCGCCUCGCAGGAGGAGAAAUCCAAAGCUCGGCUCCAGAGACGGCAAGCCAUCGAGAAUAACCUGGAAGUGAGUGAGAAGGCCCUGGAAUGUAUCGCAGUGUGCACGGGCGCGCAGCCACGUGCACUGGAGCCGCGGCACGGCUUUGCCAUCUGA
Molecule: messenger RNA, 1215 nt
Organism: Cladocopium goreaui
Lineage: Eukaryota; Dinophyceae; Suessiales; Symbiodiniaceae
Source: the annotation of a GenBank genome assembly